AUGGUGGCUGGUCGGUCUCUCCAACGGACGGAUAGAAGCUGGGUCGCAUGGCAGGGACAACAGCAAGCAGCGGACGUGGGGACGUGCGCGGAUGGUGGGACAGCGACGAGCGCGUGGGCGGUCCGGCUCUGGUGCGGCGGCGACGGUGGAAGUUUGUUUUGCUUACUGCAGAGGAACACAGCCAAGUUGGAUUGGAGACGCCGUGUUCAUAUGGCUUUGGAUGUGGUGAGUGAUUUUGGUCUGUCACGUCUGAAAUCUAAAGCAUAUCUCACAGUAAAAACUGGGAAGGGAACGCCUCAAUGGAUGGCACCGGAAGUUCUCCGUAAUGAAGCCUCAGACGAGAAAUCUGAUGUGUACAGUUAUGGAGUGGUCUUAUGGGAAAUUGCCACCCAGAAGAUCCCGUGGGAUAAUCUCAAUGCAGUGCAGGUAAUUGGUGCUGUGGGCUUUAUAAAUCAGCGGCUAGAUAUCCCUCAUGAUGUUGAUCCACAGUGGGCAUCUAUAAUUGAGAGCUGUUGGCACAGUGAUCCAAAGUGCCGAUCGACGUUUUAGGAAAUACUGGAAAGAUUCCAAGAUUUGCAGAGACAGAACGCACUUCAAUUCCAGGCUUCCCGCUCUGCUGCCGGCGACAGCACUCCAAGGGAAACGUGAACCAUCCGAUGCAUCAAGAGGAUUUGUCUAUUCAUUACAUUGGUGAACAGUCCAAGCAAACCUGGCUAUUUGCCAGGAAGUUGAUGUUGCCAACCAAUCUCGGUUCGCUUUGCUGCUUCUGGACCAUGAAAUUUGGCGACCAUAUUUUUGGGACCAUUUUGAGAGG
This is a messenger RNA of Eucalyptus grandis, 814 nucleotides long. RefSeq names its product serine/threonine-protein kinase EDR1-like. Lineage: Eukaryota; Viridiplantae; Streptophyta; Magnoliopsida; Myrtales; Myrtaceae. Gene Ontology annotation, molecular function: ATP binding; protein kinase activity. The record is from RefSeq and is a predicted model, not a curated record. The coding region runs from base 1 to 549 and encodes 182 amino acids. The transcript is spliced from 7 exons. Gene Ontology annotation, biological process: protein phosphorylation.